AUGUGUAUUUUAUAACCGUGUUCUUAUUCCAUACCUGAAUGUGAUGUUUUGUAAAAUGACAAUGUGCAAUAAAGUUUAUUUUAAAAAAAUCGAUGUCGAACUUUCACUUCCUUCAACCAAUCAGAUCUUGAGGUUUAUGCAACGUCACAGUAUUCCGACCUUCUGAUUGGACCUGCAUUAGUGCGCUAAAAAACGUGUUUGCCCAAAAUGGCUGAAGAAGGAAAAGAAGUGGAUUUGGUGGCGGAUUUAAUCUCAAGACCUUUUUCAAGACGCACUCUUCAAGAAAAGCUGGACAUUGUCAAGAAAGGUCGAGUAACUCCGGCGCUAACUAGCUUGUCGCAACCAGGAGGAGGAUUUGUCCGCCAUUUCCAGGUCACCAACUACGAGCGGUACCCCUGGCUCACAGGCUCCGAGGUACACUGCAAACUGUAUUGCUGGGAGUGCUUGUUGUUUGCCUUGGAUCGACAUGGUGUUUGGAGCCACACAGGGUUUGGAAAUUUGACUUGCCUAACAAAGGCAGCAAAGAAACACCAAAACACUGCCGGACACUUGCAGUCCAUCGUGCUCUCAAAAACGUUCGGGGAAAGCAGAGUGGAGCUACAGCUAAACGAGCACGCGCGCAGGGAAACGGAGCUUCACAACGAAAAGGUGAAGAAAAACAGAGAAAUCUUAAAAAGACUGAUAGACUGUGUUCUUUUUUUGGGCAAGCAAGAGCUUUCAUUUCGGGGACGCGACGAGAGCGGUGGAUCCAGCAACAGAGGAAACUACUGCGAGCUCCUAUCUGUCAUUGCUGAGAGCAACACGGAUUUGCAUUACCACCUGUCCACGAACGAAGCGUUCAGUGGGACUUCAGGGAAAAUACAAGACGACCUGAUCAGCGCGAUUGAUGAAGUGAUCCGAGACGAGAUCAGAAGGGAAGUGAAAAAUGCGCCGUUUGUGUCUGUGAUGGUGGAGGAGACGACAGACGCGAGUAACGCUGCACAGCUGGCGCUGGCCCUGCGUUACGUGACGCGUUCAGGAGUAAAGGAGCGAUUUGUCCGCUUUGAGGACGUCACCAGUGGGAAGCGAGCUGAUGACAUUGCAGAUCGCCAUGGCGCACGCAGCUGCUGGAUGAAAUUUGCCAGCGGCGUCUCCCUGGUGUGACGCCAACGCCAUGGCAGUCCACGUCCAGAGUGGUCAAUACAGUCUUUGAGAAGAGAGAGGCCCUGAAGGAACUGUUUGGUCACAUUUUGGAGAAUCAUAGCGAGUAUGAUGAGGACUCCGUGCGCUGUGCUGAUGGAUUCAAAGCCCUUCUGGAUUGUUUUGAGUUUUGUUUUUUGCUUCACACAUUUAAUGGCAUUUUUCACUACUCAGACAUGCUAUUUUCAAUACUCCAAGACAAAAAAUCGGAUGUGCAGUUUUGUCUGGACAGAGUAAAGGAGUUCUGCGACACUGUUGAGCGAGAGAGAAGCAGAUAUGAGGGAGUCUACGAGGCCACAGAGCGCGCUGCAGGCGCUCCGAGUGCACGAAAAUGUCACGCUGUAGAUCCACGCGAGCACUAUCGCCAGCUCCACGGCAGCAUCCUAGACAACAUCAUCUGCCAGAC
This is a messenger RNA of Oryzias latipes (Japanese medaka), 1585 nucleotides long. RefSeq names its product zinc finger MYM-type protein 1. The record is from RefSeq and is a predicted model, not a curated record. Lineage: Eukaryota; Metazoa; Chordata; Actinopteri; Beloniformes; Adrianichthyidae.